Sardina pilchardus (European sardine) is the source of this 1212-nucleotide messenger RNA. Its product is annotated as integrin alpha-M-like. The record is from RefSeq and is a predicted model, not a curated record. The transcript has 9 exons. Lineage: Eukaryota; Metazoa; Chordata; Actinopteri; Clupeiformes; Clupeidae. Bases 135 to 923 code for a protein of 262 amino acids.
UGGGAGGUGCCUAGUUUCCUAGUAGCUAUUGUUAUCGUGGUUGGAAUGACAGAUGGUGUGGGAUUAGACUGUGGAAGGUUCAAACAAGGAACGGUGCAGGUCUCAAGAUCUGGUUAAACAAAGAAAAACAGACAAUGAUGAAUCCACUUCCACUGUGUGUCUUCAUGUUGGCAAUGAGUGGGUGUACUACUGCCCAGGAGACUGCAGAUAUUGUCUUCCUGCUGGAUGGAUCUGGGAGUGUUGGAGCAGCUCAGUUCACCACCAUGAAAACAUUUGUGAAGAAUGUGACCGGUGCUCUCCUUCAGUUUGACACCUUAUUUGCAUUUGUACAGUACGCCAGCUCAACGACCAUUCAUGUGGACUUUAGUCAGUUCAAUAGAACAGGAUUUGAAAAUCAGGUGGACAGCAUCAGCCAAACUGGAGGAGGCACAAACACUGCAAGCGGUAUCAGAACAGUUGUGGAAAAUGUGUUUAUUCCUUCUGCUGGAGCAAGACCUGAGGCCAACAGGAUCCUGAUUGUCAUCACAGAUGGCCAGUCAUCGGAUGCCUCACUCUAUCCCAACGUCACAGCAGAGGCUGAUGGGAAAAACAUCACUAGAUACGCUAUUGGGAUUGGAAAUGCCUUUAACAUUGCGUCAGCGCUAGCAGAGCUCAACAGCAUCGCAUCUCCUCCAGCAUCAGACCAUGUGUUUAGAGUGGACAGCUUUCAGGCACUGGACCUAAUCGCCACCGAACUGGAAGAGAGCAUCAUUCCCACAGCAGAUGUUGUUGUUGGUAUGCGUCUGAAGGUCUCCUCAACUGUAAAUCUAAAUGAAACUGAGAUUGAGGAGCAGAUUCUGAAGCCGUUUGGAGACAAACUCAGAGGCCGAGGGAUAACUGUUGCUGGGAUCAAGUUAAGAGGAGUUUAUAAGAUUGAAGAUUGAGAGGAGAGAGGAAGAACAUGAAGCAGGACAGCAGACACGCUCCCACUGUGUGUUCCCUGCAUGUGUAUCUCUUUUGAAUCUCAGGAUUACCAUAACCACAAGCUUUACAGCUGUGUUAGGGAGUUAUAUUCCUGUAAGCAGGGGGGAAGUGGUAAAAUAAAAUAAGAGGUUGGUAAACUAUGAAUUCUGUGAUCAAAUCAGAUUUUUCAGAAUAUGUUUGAUGAUGUUGGAGGUUGAUGAUGAGUGUGCAUAUUGUGAAUGUGGAUAAUAAAAUGUGAUGUUAAAAGUU